AGGUCACUACAGUGAGCUAUGCGUGUCCCGUCUGUCCAAAUGUGAACCGACACUAUUUUAGAAACCUGUGCACAUAAUGUGAUCACGCCGGAUCUCUCACACGCACGCUUCGUGUACAGGUAUAUUAAGAGCUGAACUGUGCCGGGCCGCUCAGGCUGAUGGGCGGACUGGGCCCGCUCGCUCCCCGGAAGCUCCGCCCGCUCGCCGUGCGUCUCCUCAGCCCUCAUUCAAAACAGAGGACAGCUGUUGCGAGGCACACCGUCGUGUCUCCGAAAACUGUUAGCGGCGCGCCGUCUCCUGGCGCACCCGCUGGAAUAUCAGGAGAAGAAAGAAGAAAACGGCGCACCCCGACGACAGGAGCCAGCCUCACAGAGAGACGGGACUCGAUAGACAAACGACGGCAGUACAGAAAAAAACGGGCUGACCUCACUUCCAGCACUAUGCCCAUCUAACACACCACUAGGGCCAGGUGGACUUUGGAGCAUUUGAGGAUGAUGAACGAUCUCCUGCGCUAGAGCUAGAUGGUGUGGGAAUGAUGGACCUCCCUAAUGGCCAAUCAAGCAUCACCACCACCGCUGCGACAAUCUCUGAGAAGAGCAGCAGCUCAGAUUCUCUCAGUGAUAAGGGUUCAUCAGAGCUGAAGAAGAGUUUCGAUGCCGUCGUGUUCGAUGUGCUGAAGGUCACUCCUGAAGAAUAUGCAGGCCAGAUUACACUCAUGGAUGCUCCUGUGUUCAAAGCCAUUCAGCCAGAGGAACUGUCAAGCUGCGGCUGGAACAAGAAGGAGAAACACAGCUCUGCUCCAAAUGUCGUGGCCUUCACUCGCAGGUUCAACCAGACAAGUUUUUGGGUGGUAAGAGAGAUCCUCCAUGCGCAGACGUUGAAGAUCAGAGCCGAAGUGCUGAGUCUUUACAUCCGCACUGCCAAGAAACUGUGUGACAUUAACAACCUCCAUGCAGUCAUGGCGGUGGUGUCGGGGCUACAAAGUGCUCCCAUCUUCAGGCUUACCAAAACGUGGGCGCUACUCAGUCGGAAGGACAAGGCAACGUUUGAUCGACUGGACUACCUGAUGUCCAAAGAAGACAACUACAAACGUCUGAGAGACUUCAUAAGCAGCCAGAGCAUGGUCUCUUGUAUACCAUACCUAGGGAUGUACCUGUCGGAUCUCACCUACAUAGACUCGGCCUACCCCUCAACAGGAAGUAUCUUGGAGAACGAACAGAGAUCCAACCUCAUGAACAACCUCCUCAGAAUCAUAUCGGACCUGCAGAGAUCCUGUACCUACGAUAUACAGGUGUUGCCUCAUGUGCAGAAGUAUCUCAACUCAGUCAGGUAUAUUGAGGAGCUGCAGAAGUUUGUGGAGGACGACAAUUACAAGUUGUCACAGAAGAUUGAGCCAGGCACCAGCACACCACGAGCAAACGCCUCCAAAGAGGAUCUUGUGGGCCAGGAGGCGUCAGCAUCUCCUCUCUGCAGCCGAAAAUGUACAGUAGCAAGUGAGGGACCCAAAGUCCCGGCCACUCCGCCCUCCCCCAGGAACCUGCUGCCCUAUGGACACAGGAAGUGCCACAGCCUGGGCUACAAUUUUAUUCAUAAAAUGAAUACAGUAGAGUUUAAAAGUGCUACGUUCCCCAAUGCCGGUUCUCGCCACCUGUUGGACGACAGUGUGAUGGAGAGCCACAGUCCCACCAGAGGACAAGCAGAGAGCUCAACGUUGUCCAGCGGUAUUUCACUGGGGAGCAGUGAGGGCUCGGAGCUCAGUGAAGAAGUGUCCUGGCCAGCUUUUGAGAGGACUCGGUUCUAUCACUCUCUGGGCCCAGUGACCCGAGUUGCCCGCAUCCCCUACAGAGGAGUCCUGAGGCCCAGCAGCUCUGCGGAAUCAGAAGAGCUUGCAGUUCACUUGUAUCCCGGAGCAGUCACCGUGCAGGGGGUGUUGAGACGAAAGACUGUGCUCAAGGAGGGCAAGAAACCAACAGUGGCAUCUUGGACCAAAUACUGGGUCGCUCUUUGUGGAACCCAGCUCUACUAUUACCCUGCCAAGUCCCUGAAGGCCACUGAGAGGAAACAUUUCAAGUCAACGUCCAGUAAGAGCGUGUGUGUGGUGGGUCUAAUGGCCAUAAUGGCAGAUGAUCCUGAGCAUCCUGAUGUCUUCUUGCUGACUGACUCAGAGCAAGGUAACACCUACAAGUACCAAGCAGGGAACAGAAUGAACGCUUUGCUCUGGUUCAAACAUCUGAGUGCUGCCUGUCAGAGCAAUAGGCAACAGGUGCCAGCCAAUCUGAUGUCUUUCGAGUGACCGAUGCUGGGAAGUGCGACCGAGCGAAGGGGAGAGGGAUGAGGAAACGGACAAGGAGGAUGAGGAGGAGUACUGACUCAUUAGUGGGAGCUUUCACUGCCAUGAGCCCUGCCCACUGAUUCAGAUUCUAGCCCACUGCAGCCUCACUUGCCACCACUGCCUUAACUAGAAUACCCCGUGUGUGUUUGUGCUUGUAUGUGAGAGUGAAUGGAAGUGUGUGUGUGUGUGUGUGUGUGUGUGUGUGUGUGUGUGUGUGUGUGUGUGUGUGUGUGUGUGUGUGUGUGUGUGUGUGUGUGUGUGUGUGUGUGUGUGUGUGUGUGUGUGUGUGUGUGUGUGUGUGUGUGUGUGUGUGUGUGUGUGUGUGUGUGUGUGUAAGGGACUGUUUUGGAUGUAUUGACUACUGAACUAGGACCUGGACCACUCCUCUCGUCUCCCAUUGGCCAAGUGUUUAGCACUUCAGUGGAGCCGUUCAACUUCUCCUCUCCUCUUUCACAGACUGACUGACCAUCCUCGGGUGGACAGAAAUAAUCCUCCCCUUCGGUUUUCUUGAGGGGUUAUCUAUUUUUAUUCAUGUCCCUGUCGUGCUUUGAAAGCAAGAUUCUCUCCUUUUAUUCAGCUGGACACAAAAUCACAACAUGCACACCCCAAUCGGACUAAGUCAUUGGAGGGUUUGGAAAAACACUUCUUUUACCCAUUGGAUUCACACUUUCAAUUGUUUGUCUCUCUUCAUUCACUUGAGUUUGCUUGGAGUCACGGGAUUAUUUACAAGAACCAUGCAUUCACUCUCUCCCUAUCUCUCACACGCACGCACGCACGCACACACACACACACGGACAGGCCUAUUUGAUUGCAUGGUAAACGCAAGGGCUCUGAUUCGCAAUCGAUUCCAGCAGAAACAAUUCCCUCACUUCCUGAACGUUUUUAUUUUUCAUCACAGUACGUAGCCCCUCUUCUUUUGUCAUAUACUCGCUAAGUGUUCUGUACCUGUGUGUGUGUGUGUGUGUGUGUAUGUGUGUCUGUAUGUACAACUGCAUUGGGUGAGGAGAGGAAAUUUUUGCUUAAAUGACAGGAAACCUGUUCCACAUAGGUACGAUAAUCCCAGAGUCGAAGCUAAGACGUGUUCACGGUUGGGUAGACGAGAGUUCCUCCUUUUACAAACCUGCAGUUCUUAGUUCUCCAGUGUCGUCUGCUCUCUGUCAUCAUCGCCUGCAUCGGCUCAGGAAGGUGAUGCUCACUUCACCAGACUCACACUCAUACUAAAACACUAAAGACUUGAAACUGUGUACUGGGUCCUGAGAGAGCAGCAGCACAAAGCUGAUUUCAUCUCCUCUCCGUCUUGUUGCUUAGCGUGGUUCGAUGCUCUGGUCUGGAGCAGACAGUCAAAGCUUCCUGGAGCCAUACAAGUCUAUUUUAAAUCUUGUUUGUUGAUAUUGUUUUGUGUUGUUAGUUUCUUUUCCAUUUUUUUGGGAGGGAUGGAGCAGUUCACAGUAUUACCAUGUAGAAGAUAAUUGCGCGUCAAUGUAGAAAUUUUUUUUGUCUGUUACAUAUGAAUGUUACAUUUUUGUUUCUUUGUUUUUCUCCGUUUUUUGGAGCGGUCAUUUUGAAUAUUUUAUGUACAUGUGAAUGAUUUUUUUCUACUUCUUGCCUGUUGUUCUAUUAGCCAGGUCCCAGCUUAGUUAAAGCCCGAACCAUGUUGCAUCUGAUUUGGAAAUAGCUCAAGCACCUUGGUUAUGAUCAGUGCCAAGUGACUGGCAGAGGGAAAAAACCUGGGAUUUAGUUUCCACUGUGCAUCACAGAUGUUUUAGCGUACCACAAAUAGACGGUCACUGAUUGUUUUAGAGCAAACAGGAUCAGGACGGUGGUGAUGACAAUGAUGAGGUGCUUAUCGCCCAGUAAUUCAAAACAAAUUCUAAUCUCCUUUAUGGAACGGCUGUUUACAUUGUAUGUUUACACAAUCUUUAGCCCAACAUCACAGCCUCCACACGGCUCCACCUGUACUUUAUCUACUUUAGGAAAAUAUAUUGCGUAGAAUUAACUGUCGCAUCAAUGGGUUAUAGAGUUUCGGGGCCGAACAUAUCUGUAUUCACAGCACAGGAUCGGCUUUAAUGCGUCUAAUCUGAUCAAACUGUCCUCGACACAAUGUACAAGUCAUCAGUUCAGCUUUUUUUUUAGGCGGGACAGACAUUAUGAAGUGAGACAGUGACGUUCAGUCCUUUUUGUAUAUGAACUGAAGAGAUGACAGUGAACGAACCUGUGAAAGAAUGAAAGAGGAGGCCAACAACAGGCUUAUGUAACGCGGCAGUUAAUCUAAAUAUUUGUGUGCUUGUGCAUACUUUACUCCUUUUUUUAUUUUUCAAACCCAUUGUAACUCAAGACAGAUAGGCAAAUCCCAUCAGACUACUGUCCCUGCUGAGCAGUGGGGUAACCAGCCACCUAAUCAUCUGCGUGGCUGAAUCACGCCAGCUCAGGCUACGACUCCACACUGGCUCAUGUUUUACGAGAUGUGUGAAGAGAGGCGGACUGGUGAGCAGAUAGGAAGUGGAAACGGUACUCGUCUGUGUCGGCUUUGGCUGGAGCUGCAGAACGGAGCAGAGUGCAUCUGAAAUGACAAAAAUCCCAGCACUGGAGCACUAGGAUAGUUACUGGUGUUUUUAUACCACUGGUGGGCCGGGGGCCUGUGAGAGGGGGCUGUGAAUGAAUUAAGUGAAAUUAGUUUUAGGUUUGGGGUUGAUAGGCUGUGUUUAUAUACCGAUGCUGGUUGGUCUUUAUCAAAAGUUUUUUUUCAGUUGAGCAAGUAUCACGGCUGUUUCAGAAACUGAGCAAGGCGGCCGGAUGUGGCUGAGAUGUAAACAAACCCACAAUGCAGACAGACAAUAUUUCCUUUCCUUUCAGCUCCCUGUAUCUGAUGUUCACUUAGAAUGAUGAAAGAAAAAGAAAUGUCAUAAUCUUUCCUCUGAGGAAUUCCCUAAUCAUGUCAAGCGCUUUUCGUGAGGUUUUCCUCACUGUAACCCAAGUUUACAUGAAUUUCUUUUUUAUGAUAAUCAUUUCUGUACAAUGCAUGUUCAGAACAAUGGAAACUAUGUUUCAUGUUUGUUUUGUGGUUUUAGGCGACUGGAUUUCAAGGCCAAUCAUGACUGACGUAGAGACCCCACAAUCAUCUAUUUUACGAUGAGAGUGGAACGUUCGAAUGUCAGACCCAAGAUCAUUUUUGGUUAUUAUGAAGAAAAUUGAUGUCAUCCUUGAAAAAAUUCUCUUAGCUGUGGUCAGAAUUCAUGUUGUUUCCCUCGAGUUGACCACACUGUCUACAAAUGCACAAUUUGCCCUGUAUUAACUGUUCUGAGUGAAUCUUACCUUCUGAAUUCAUUCUUUUUUAACGGUCUUGGGAAAUGUUUAAAGGCUGAGAUGACGGGUUCAAGCAGAGGACGGUGUGUGAGUGUGGUUAUAUGAUGUUUAUUCUUUGCUGGAGAUAUUGAACCAAUGUGAAUCUAUGCCUCCUGUGCUCUUGGCAAGGCAUCGUUUACCAAGGACAUCAACAACAAACUAAGUUCAACCCAUCAAACGUGGUGAGGGUGAUGUAUUAGUGACCUUUGACCUUCACCCUGUGUGUCUAUCUCUGUCUGCCUGUGUCUUGACUGUGGCGAGCGCUGUGACCUCCACUGCUGAGUGAUGUGCUGCCUGGUGUGACGACUGAGAACCAAUAAACACUCUGCCCUUUUUUACUCCA
Molecule: messenger RNA, 6017 nt
Organism: Scophthalmus maximus (turbot)
Lineage: Eukaryota; Metazoa; Chordata; Actinopteri; Pleuronectiformes; Scophthalmidae
Gene: ralgps2
Product: Ral GEF with PH domain and SH3 binding motif 2
Exons: 21
Coding region: 533-2293 (586 amino acids)
Biological process (GO): positive regulation of GTPase activity; Ras protein signal transduction
Cellular component (GO): plasma membrane
Molecular function (GO): guanyl-nucleotide exchange factor activity
Source: RefSeq, a predicted model, not a curated record